AUGCCCUACAUCAACGCAGUCUAUUACCCUUCAUGGCGCGUCUAUAAAGACAAGCCUCCCUCCAGCUUAGAUGUCGCCUCCAUCACGCACAUCUUUUACGCCUUCGCGCUGGAUCAAUGGGCCGACAAUGAAAAAGAAGUCGACGGCAUCAAAGGAUGUCUCGCCGCCAUUCACAAGCUCAAGGCCGAAACGCCGCAUAUAAAGACAAUUAUCUCCAUCGGCGGUGGCUCCAGUAGCAAGGAAUUUCCCGUCCUUGCUGCGAAUCUGGAUGCGAGGCGGACUUUUGCUCUCGCAAUUCGCGAGUUUUGCGAAAAACAUCACUUAGACGGGGCCGACAUCGACUGGGAACACCCGCAAGACCCAGACGCAGGCGCAAACUACCUCCUCUUCCUCCAAGAUAUCCGCCGCGCCCUCCCCUCCCCUUGGUUUCUCCUCACCACCGCCCUCCCCGUCGGCGAAUACUGUCUCAAGCACAUCGACAUCUCCGCCGCCGCCGCCAUCCUUGACAUGCUCAACCUCAUGACAUACGACUUCUGCGGCGGCUGGACCGACGUCUCCGGCCACCAUGCGCAGCUGCUCCCGCCGAGCCAGGACAUCAACGAAGUCUACCCGACGCUACGCAAGUCAGCCCAUACCGGCGUCACCUAUCUGCUGUCGCGCGGCUUCCCGGCCAACAAGAUCAUUCUCGGUAUACCGGCGUACGCGCGCUUCUUCAGUCAGGCGCGCGGGGCAGGUCAUCCCUUCAAGGGCAGCGGAGAGAUUGAUUACUGCGACUUGCCGGACAAAUGGGUCUGCGAAGCGUGCGUCGAAGAAGCCGGAGCGGCGGCGUGCUUUGUCGAUCAAGACGGCGAUAAGGGAUUCGUGUCGUUUGAUGUGCCGAGUACGGUCCGGAUAAAGGCAAGAUAUGCCAAGUCUAUGGGCUUGGGAGGAUUAUUCUAUUGGACUGGCGUUGGUGACCGGUCAGGAGAUGAGAGUCUCGUCGCUGCGGGCUGGAGUGAGCUCCAGAGCUGA
Messenger RNA from Trichoderma virens Gv29-8, 1011 nucleotides. RefSeq names its product glycoside hydrolase family 18 protein. Lineage: Eukaryota; Fungi; Ascomycota; Sordariomycetes; Hypocreales; Hypocreaceae. Gene Ontology annotation, cellular component: extracellular region. Gene Ontology annotation, molecular function: chitinase activity; chitin binding. Gene Ontology annotation, biological process: carbohydrate metabolic process; chitin catabolic process. The transcript has 3 exons. Bases 1 to 1011 code for a protein of 336 amino acids. The record is from RefSeq and is a predicted model, not a curated record.